GUCAGGCUCUCGUUCUUCAGACCCUUAAAUACUGUAUAACAUGGACGAGGAUAUCACUUUUGGCUCGUCCGUAUGGGCAACUCCUGCCACCGCGCCCAUGACGCUUUCACCCCACGCACACGAGGACGCGCUACCACCACUGCAUCCUCCUCCAGCCUCUUCAACAUCCUCCGAACAAAACGACCAGUUUGAAGACUUCGACGACUUUGGUCCUCCAGCAGACACCACCCAGCCAACACUGGCUCAAGACGACGAUUUCGGGGACUUUGGAGACUUCGGAGAUGUGCAGGAUUCAUCGACGGUGGCACUGGAGGAUGGUGGAGCUUUCGGAGGCGGGUUCGCAGACGACGUGGGGUUCGACGAACAAGUACGGAUGGCAGGACCAUCUACAUACCGAGAUUGGGAGCCACUUCAUCUCGACCCGCAUAACAUGCCGUCGCGGUCGGAGCUGGAAGAACAGAUCGAGGAGAUCCUAAGCCCAUUGUGGGCAGACGAUAAUCCGGAUGAGGUGUUCACGGAUGAGGAUAUCAGGGAGGUUGGAGGUAUAAAUCAAAUAUUGAUCACACCGGCGAGCCGCUCUUUAUACCAAACUCUCUUCCCGUCCACACCACCAUCCGCUCAACCUCCAAAUUGGACGCGUUCGCGUAUCCGACGCCAGCACCUCCUCACGCUUGGCAUCCCCCUAAACCUAGACGAGUUCCUACCGCGAGCGAACGGGAAAGCGUUGCCUGCCUUACAGAUCACGACGAGACCGAUGUCUGCACCCCCAGGUCCGAGACCUGCACCUGGGGGUGCUAACGCAUCCAACGCGUCGGCGAGCAACUCGAGAGCAGGGACUCCGAGGGCUGGGACACCCGUGUCUGCUACCAGGUCGUCUGCUGCAGCCCAGCUCACACUCGGUCCCAAGCCGAAGUUAGACGAGGCGAGGAUAGCAGAAUUGAUGACUCUCAGGCCAGAUAACCUCUCACUGCUACCUCUUCCAAUACUCGAAAAGCAUCUGGCGAACCUUCGCGCACAGACAUCGAAUACCUCCGCCCUUCUCACACAUCUGCUUCAAACGCGAGACGCACUGCAGCAAGACUCAGAGACGUAUAACAACCUCAUCGCAGAGUUGGUGGGAGAGGCUCAGAGAAUGAAGACGGGCAAGGGACGAGCGCCUCCCAGAAGAGGCAGUGGGAUGGCUUGAAGUAUUGAGGGAAUGGUCUGGGUUUGGAUAAGGGCGGAGGAUGUUUAUAUACAUUCGGAAGAAUGUGAAGUUUGUAUACCU
Stereum hirsutum FP-91666 SS1 is the source of this 1267-nucleotide messenger RNA. RefSeq lists its product as uncharacterized. NCBI's taxonomy places the organism in Eukaryota, Fungi, Basidiomycota, Agaricomycetes, Russulales, Stereaceae. The transcript is spliced from 3 exons. Bases 41 to 1186 code for a protein of 381 amino acids. The record is from RefSeq and is a predicted model, not a curated record.